AUGGCUACCAAAGAAACUUCAUUCAACGAGUCCGAUCUCGAACAAGGUUCACCAUCAGUUUAUUCUGAAGAAUACGAAUAUGAAUCCAAUCCAAUCAAAAGAUUUGCCCAAGGAUUCAAAAGAAUCGAUUUAAAAGAUGAUGGAUAUGAUACUUCAGAAAUGACUGAUUUGGAAAAAUCCAUUUAUGCUACUGCUAAACAUCCAUUAUCAAGAAGAUUACAACCAAGACAUAUUCAAAUGAUUGCCUUAGGUGGUUCUAUUGGUACCGGGUUAUUCAUUGGUAAUGGUUAUGCUUUAAGUUAUGGACCUGCCAAUUUACUUUUAAGUUAUUCAUUUGUUGGGUUUGUCAUUUAUUUAGUGAUGAAUGCUUUAGGUGAAUUAGCCUGUCAAUUCCCAGUUUCUGGGGCUUUUACUGCUUAUUUCACAAGAUUUGUUGAUCCUUCUUGGGGGUUCGUUUUAGGUAUUUUAUACUCUUGUUCAUGGUUAGUUUCAUUCCCUUCAGAAUUGAUUGCUUGUUCAAUUACUAUGCAAUAUUGGACUACCUCAGUUAAUCCAGCUGUUUGGGUAGCUAUCUUUUAUAUUAUUAUUGUUUCCAUCAAUAUGUUUGGUAUUAAAGGUUAUGGUGAAGCUGAAUUUGUGUUAUCCUUCAUUAAAGUGUUAGCUGUUAUUGGAUUCAUCAUUUUAGGUAUUUGUAUAAUUUGUGGUGUUGGAAAAGAAGGUUAUAUUGGUGGUAAAUAUUGGACAAAUCCAGGAUCUUUUAAUUAUGGAUUUAAAGGUUUCUGUCAAAGUUUAAUCACUGCAGCUUUCUCUUAUGGAGGGGUUGAAUUAGCUGCUUUAGCUGCUGCUGAAACUGAAAACACUAGAAAAGCUUUACCAAGAGCUAUUAAACAAGUUUUCUGGAGAAUUUGUGUUUUCUAUUUCUUAACUGCCAUUGUUAUUGGAUGUUUAGUUCCUUAUACUGAUGAAAGAUUAUUAAGUGCUACCUCAUCUCAAGAUAUCAGUGCUUCACCUUUCGUUAUUGCCAUUAAUAAUGCUGGUAUUAAAGUUGUUCCUCAUAUAAUGAACGCUGUUAUCUUAGUGGCAGUUGUUUCUGUUGGUAAUUCAUCAGUUUAUGGAUGUUCUAGAACUAUUGCUUCAUUAGCUGCUCAAAAAUUAUUACCAAGUUUUGUUGGUUAUGUUGAUAGAGAAGGUCGUCCAUUAGUUGCUAUAAUGAUUACCAAUGCUUUUGGUUUAUUAGGCUUCUUGGUUGUUAGUGAAGAUGAAGAUGAAGUUUUCAGUUGGUUCUUCUCUGUUUGUUCAUUAUCUUCAUUCUUUACUUGGUUUGCUAUUUGUUUAACUCAUGUUAGAUUUAGAUGGGCUUUAGAUUAUCAAAAGAGAGAUAAAGAUGAAUUAAUCUUCCCUGCUCCAACAGGUAUCUAUGGUUCAUACCUUGGUAUGGUAUUAUUAUUAUUCAUUAUUGCUUGUGAAUUAUAUGUUUCUAUUCUGCCACCUGAUGGGUCACCAGAUGCUGAAGCUUUCUUCAAGAAUUGUUUAUCAUUACCUUUAUUAUUAGUAAUGUGGGCUUGUCAUAAGACUUACUAUAGAACUUGGGGUUCUUUAUAUGUCAAAUUAGAAGAUAUUGAUAUCGAUACCGGUAGAAGAGAAGUUGAUGUUGAGUUCUUGAAACAAGAUUUAGCUGAAGAAAAGCAACUCAUCGCUUCAAAGCCUUUCUACUAUAGAGUUUAUAGAUUUUGGUGUUAA
Yamadazyma jaroonii is the source of this 1740-nucleotide messenger RNA. NCBI's taxonomy places the organism in Eukaryota, Fungi, Ascomycota, Pichiomycetes, Serinales, Debaryomycetaceae. The record is from the annotation of a GenBank genome assembly.